Elaeis guineensis (African oil palm) is the source of this 1364-nucleotide messenger RNA. RefSeq lists its product as uncharacterized. Gene Ontology annotation, molecular function: hydrolase activity. Gene Ontology annotation, cellular component: endomembrane system. NCBI's taxonomy places the organism in Eukaryota, Viridiplantae, Streptophyta, Magnoliopsida, Arecales, Arecaceae. The record is from RefSeq and is a predicted model, not a curated record.
GCAAGCCGACUCUGUGACCAAAAUCACUCAGGCGCAGGCUCCCAGGAACUCAAAUUUCUCUCUCUCUCUCUCCCUCUUCUUUUCUAAGUUUUCACACAGGGUGAUAAACUGAUAAUAUGCCCCCCCGGCGAGUCUCUGUAACCGGCGCAGUGCUAGCUUCUCUUCUAGCUCUCGUCCUCCAUGUAGCCUUCAACUCCCCCAUCUCCCCUCUCCCUCUACCCCUCCCCUCCUCACGCAUCACUCCCAACAACCUCCUAAAGACAGUGGAUAAGCUGGGAGAAGGGAGAUUGGAGGGUCCAGAAGCUGUGUGUGUGGAUGGCGAGGGUACACUGUACACCGCUACGAGGGACGGAUGGAUCAAGAGGAUGCAGCCCAACGGCUCGUGGGAGGAUUGGAAGCUGCUUGGAGGCUCGGCGCUGCUGGGGAUGACCGUGUCAAUGACCGGAGAUCUCCUCGUCUGUGACGCCGAUAAGGGUUUACUAAAGGUUGGGGAGGAUGGAGUGAUCACUCUUGCUUCGGAAGUGGAUGGCACUCCUAUCAGAUUUGCGGAUGAUGUGGUGGAAGCAUCGGAUGGGAGCGUGUAUUUCAGCGAUGCAAGUACCAAAUUCGGACUCCAAGAUUGGAUUCUCGAUCUUCUCGAAGCUAGGCCUCAUGGCCGGCUCCUCCGGUACGACCCUGCCGCCAACAAAACUUCGGUGGUGCUCUCCAACCUAGGCUUUCCCAAUGGCGUUACCCUCUCACAGGACCAAGACUUCGUGGUGGUUUGUGAGACAUGGAAAUUCCGGUGUUUGAAGCAUUGGUUGAAGGGAGAGCAGGAAGGAAAAACAGAGGUUUUCAUUGACAACCUCCCAGGAGGACCAGACAACAUUAAUCUUGCACCAGAUGGAUCUUUCUGGAUUGCUCUUCUACAGCUUAGAUCGAAGUGGCUUGAUUUGAUUCAUCGCUCCAGCAUGGCUAAACGAGUGCUUGCAACACUUCCAAAACUAGUUGGAAUUAUGCAACGCAUUAGGAGCGGGGCAAUGGUUGUGAAUGUAGCUUCCAAUGGCAAGAUCACACGAGUGCUUGAUGAUUCCGAUGGUACAGUAAUGUUCUUUGUCACCUCUGCGAUGGAAUUUGAGGGUCAUCUCUACUUGGGCAGCCUGCACACAAACUUCAUAGGAAAGCUGCCUUUGAAAUGAUAGAGCUUAAAGUUCGCAGUUAAAUAAGAAAAUGUUUUGAUUUCUUUUUGCCAUAUCAAAUUCUUGAAUAAAAACUUAUAAAUGUAUUAAAAACUUAACUGUUAGGAUACUGUAGCUUCAAGUGAACAGCUGGGUAUCAGAAAAGUCUGGUUAUAAAUAAAAAUCAUAUAGGACUUGUUUGGUUUG